GCACCUGUCUGUGUACUUGUUGAAACUCUCAGAAGUGUACUGUCUAAAACACGAGUAAAAAUUCAGUGUAACGGCGAUUUUAUUCCAAAAUGGCAUCGAAAGUCGAUUCCACUCCCACCCAUUACCAUGCGAGCUCUGACAAAAUGAACGGUUCGGAUGAAGCAGAUGUGUCGGAGGAGACGGAGGCGGAGCCAGAGGAGAGGUGUCGGGUGGAAGAGGUGGCGCUGGUGGUGCCGGAAACCGACGACCCAUCACUCCCAGUGAUGACUUUUCGAGCAUGGUUUCUGGGUAUAACAUCUUGCACACUCCUCAUAUUUCUCAACACUUUCUUCAUCUACAGGACCCAACCCUUGACCAUCUCUGCCAUCCUCAUGCAAAUUGCUGUGCUGCCCAUCGGCAAGUUCAUGGCCUCUACUCUUCCCACGAGGAAUUUUAACCUGUUUGGUUGGAGCUUUAGUUUCAAUCCUGGGCCGUUCAAUAUGAAGGAGCAUGUGAUCAUCACUGUGAUGGCUAAUUGUGGAGUCUCUUUUGGUGGGGGUGAUGCUUACUCGAUUGGGGCUAUUACUACUAUGAAGGCUUAUUAUAAGCAGAGCUUGAGUUUCUUGUGUGCUCUCCUCAUUGUCUUGACAACCCAGAUAGUGGGAUAUGGAUGGGCGGGGAUCUUGAGGAGGUAUCUGGUUGAUCCUCUUGAAAUGUGGUGGCCUGCUAACCUUGCUCAGGUUUCUCUGUUUAGAGCAUUGCACGAAAAGGAAACGAAAAAAAACGGGUUGACCCGGAUGCGAUUUUUCCUAAUAUUCUUGGGAGCAAGCUUUGUGUAUUAUGCAUUUCCAGGGUAUCUGUUUCCGAUAUUGACAUUCUUUUCAUGGGUAUGUUGGGCAUGGCCUCACAGCAUCACAGCUCAGCAGAUAGGUUCGGGUUACCAUGGACUCGGUGUGGGUGCAUUUACGCUUGAUUGGGCUGGGAUUUCAGCUUACCAUGGCAGCCCCCUAGUCUCACCCUGGUUUUCCAUUCUCAACGUUGGGUUCGGCUUUAUCCUCUUCAUAUACAUCGUAGUCCCUAUCUGUUACUGGAAAUUCAACACUUUCGAUGCCCAGAAAUUCCCCAUCUUUUCUAGUCAGCUCUUCACUUCUACCGGCCAAAAAUAUGAUACCACCAAGAUCUUGACUCCUCAGUAUGAGCUCAACAUUAAACCCUAUCAGAGUUAUGGCAAGCUCUACCUUAGCCCGCUCUUUGCCCUUUCUAUUGGAUCAGGAUUUGCAAGAUUCACUGCAACCCUCACUCAUGUCGCCCUCUUUCAUGGCAGUGAUAUAUGGAAACAAAGCAAGUCAGCAAUGAAGGAGGUGAAAUUGGACAUCCAUGCGAAACUGAUGAAAAGUUACAAACAAGUGCCGCAGUGGUGGUAUAUGGUGUUGUUAAUAGGUAGCAUUGCGCUAUCACUGAUGAUGUCUUUCGUGUGGAAAGAAGAAGUGCAGUUGCCAUGGUGGGGAAUGCUCUUUGCUUUUGCCUUGGCUUUUAUUCUUACCCUUCCCAUUGGAGUCAUUCAAGCUACAACCAACCAGCAACCCGGAUAUGAUAUCAUUGCCCAGUUCAUUAUUGGGUAUGUCCUGCCUGGGAAACCCAUUGCAAACUUGCUUUUCAAGAUUUAUGGGCGAAUCAGCACCAUUCAUGCUCUCUCUUUCCUAUCUGAUCUUAAACUUGGACACUACAUGAAAAUUCCACCAAGGUCGAUGUACAUGGCUCAGCUGGUAGGGACACUAGUUUCUGGUACGGUAAACCUGGGAGUUGCAUGGUGGAUGUUGGGGAGCAUCCCGAACCUGUGUGAUGUGGGAGCACUCCAUCCAGAAAGCCCGUGGACAUGCCCUAAGUUCCGAGUCACCUUUGAUGCUUCUGUAAUAUGGGGACUCAUUGGACCAGGUCGACUGUUUGGACAUGGAGGCUUGUACAGGAACUUGGUUUGGUUAUUCCUCAUCGGAGCUCUGUUGCCUAUACCCAUUUGGAUACUCAGCAAAAUCUACCCGGAAAAGAAAUGGAUUCGCUUGAUUAACAUCCCCGUUAUAUUGUAUGGAUUUGCUGGAAUGCCGCCAGCAACUCCCACCAACAUUGCCAGUUGGCUCAUCACCGGAACCAUCUUCAACUAUUUCGUGUUUAAAUACCACAAAGGAUGGUGGCAGAAAUAUAACUAUAUCCUCUCUGCAGCAUUGGAUGCUGGGACAGCUUUCAUGGGUGUCCUCUUGUUCUUUGCUCUACAAAAUGAAGGAAAAAAUUUGAAAUGGUGGGGCUCCGAGCCUGACCACUGUCCUCUCGCCACGUGUCCCAUCUUCCCCGGUAUCGCUGUUCAAGGCUGCCCAGUUUUCAAGUGAAACCCAUUUGAUGGCAUUAGAGCUUAGUUGUAGUAGGCUAGUUGUGUGUCGUCUUUAGGGGGUGUGUUUUGUGCUUCAUUGUAUACCAUUUUCCUUGUGUUUUGGCAAUAAAAAGUUUGCUUAUAAAAAUAUUUUUUUUAAAA
Molecule: messenger RNA, 2503 nt
Organism: Camellia sinensis
Lineage: Eukaryota; Viridiplantae; Streptophyta; Magnoliopsida; Ericales; Theaceae
Gene: OPT3
Product: oligopeptide transporter
Biological process (GO): transmembrane transport
Molecular function (GO): oligopeptide transmembrane transporter activity
Source: RefSeq, a predicted model, not a curated record